Molecule: messenger RNA, 1691 nt
Organism: Hippoglossus stenolepis (Pacific halibut)
Lineage: Eukaryota; Metazoa; Chordata; Actinopteri; Pleuronectiformes; Pleuronectidae
Gene: smtla
Product: somatolactin alpha
Exons: 5
Coding region: 109-801 (230 amino acids)
Biological process (GO): positive regulation of growth; response to nutrient levels; positive regulation of receptor signaling pathway via JAK-STAT
Cellular component (GO): extracellular region
Molecular function (GO): growth hormone activity; growth hormone receptor binding
Source: RefSeq, a predicted model, not a curated record
CAUGCAUGCCCAAAAGGACCUUUUCCUUUAUUCAUGACCUGGUCAGGGUCUAUAAAAGAAGUCAGGAUGGGUUAGAACGGCAAGAAGGACCUGAAGACUCCUGACAGCAUGAACAUGAUGACAGUCAAGCAGGGUGUGUGGGCUGCGUUGCUCUGGCCCUAUUUGCUCGCUGCGAGCAUCCCACUAGACUGCAAGGACGAGCAGGGCAGCUUCUCCCGCUGCCCCUCCAUCUCGCAAGAGAAACUUCUAGACCGAGUCAUCCAGCACGCCGAGCUCAUCUACCGCGUGUCGGAGGAGUCGUGUUCUAUGUUUGAGGAGAUGUUUGUCCCGUUUCCAUUGCGGCUCCAGAGGAACCAGGCUGGCUAUGCAUGCAUCACCAAAGCCUUACCCAUCCCAAGCUCCAAAAGUGAAAUCCAACAGAUAUCUGAUACAUGGCUGCUCCACUCCGUGCUGUUGCUGGUCCAGUCGUGGAUCGAGCCCCUGGUCUACCUGCAGACCACGCUAGAUCGCUACGACAACGCUUCGGAAAUGCUCCUCAACAAGACCAAGUGGGUGUCUGACAAACUGAUCAGUCUGGAGCAAGGGGUGGUGGUGCUUAUCAGGAAGAUGUUGGACGAGGGAAUGUUGACUGCAACCUACAACGAACAAGGCCUGUUCCAGUACGACGUGCUGCCAGAUAUGCUGGAAUCGGUGAUGAGAGACUAUACCCUGCUCAGCUGCUUCAAGAAAGAUGCCCAUAAGAUGGAGAUCUUCCUCAAGCUCCUCAAGUGUCGACAAACUGACAAAUACAACUGCGCAUAAAACAUGUUGUGCAGCUUUUUAAAUAAUACACUGUUUAUCUUUAAAUUAAUUCCUGAGGUUGGUAGCGGUGCAUUUAUAGAUAUGACCAUGCCUCGGGCCAUUCUGCCUUGCUUGAAAAUGCAGUGCAUUCGUUAUUGAUUGUUUUGGAGCACCUUCACACAAAACUAAGUAGGUGUAAUGCUUUGCCCUUUCUUCAUCACGCUGAAUUUUAUAGACUCCACAUCUCAGUUGUUAUUUUAACCUAGCGGAGGCAACAGAGGGCAAACUCCCAAAAGAUUAUUUUGCGUGUUGAGCUGUCAAAUAAAUCUGCAUAUCCUGCCAUUGAUUUCCAUUUCCUUUGUUCCUAACUGGAGUUUGUAUUCCUCGCUGACUCUUGCGGUGUUUUGAUUAUUCCCACGGCCCCUUGAGUAUUCAGCGAGACUCCCUUUUUAAAUGGAGUUGGUUUCACUUCUGCAUUAGUGAAAUGAAACACUUUCACCGGAGACGGGAAUCAAACAGGGAGCAGCAGGCGCUCAGAGAAAGAAACACAGUUUGAUUGGCGAAAGAGAGUGUGAGGGAGACAGAGCGAAAGAAGACAAACAACAGCUAGGAUGGAGAGGGAAAGAUUUAUCUGGGGUUUGUGGUUUGACCCCGGCUGAGAUUUGUUGAGUGCUCCUCAAAGAAUUGUGAACAUAUCAAUGCCUAAAUGUGCCUAAUUCAACCUGAAUGUAAUGUGUUAUUCACUUUGAAUGCAUAAUUCAAAUGGGUGAAUAUCCUAUUAUUUUCAUUCUAAAUGUUAGAUGUGAAUAUGUCAUGCAGAAUGCAAACAUACUUUUUUAUGCUUUCAUGUGUAAAUUAAGUUGCAUGCACUGCUGAUUUAAGAAGCUAAUAAAGCAAGUUGUGGAAAAAUA